Molecule: messenger RNA, 2520 nt
Organism: Coprinopsis cinerea okayama7#130
Lineage: Eukaryota; Fungi; Basidiomycota; Agaricomycetes; Agaricales; Psathyrellaceae
Product: glycerol-3-phosphate dehydrogenase
Exons: 7
Coding region: 1-2520 (839 amino acids)
Biological process (GO): glycerol-3-phosphate metabolic process
Cellular component (GO): mitochondrion; glycerol-3-phosphate dehydrogenase (FAD) complex
Molecular function (GO): glycerol-3-phosphate dehydrogenase (quinone) activity
Source: RefSeq, a predicted model, not a curated record
AUGGCAGUCCUCAAGCGUCUCCUCACCCGGCGCACCCUCCUCUACGCCGCAGGCGGGACUCUGACCACCGCCGGCGGGCUCUACUACCUCUCCUCCUCCCCAGGCCCGUCUAUCCCCUCCUCAAGCAAGGAAACCCGCCGUCCUCCGCCGCCAUGGACGCCCCCCUCCCGCGCCGAGAUGCUCAACCGGCUCAAAGCCUCCAAUAGCGGCAACGACGAGGACGUGUUCGACUUGCUGAUCAUCGGCGGAGGCGCGACUGGCGCUGGAGUCGCCGUCGACGCCGCAAGUAGGGGGUUGAAAGUCGCUCUAGUCGAGCAGGCUGAUUUCGGCAGCGGCACCUCCUCAAAGUCCACCAAACUCGUCCACGGAGGGGUGCGCUACCUCCAAAAAGCGAUCUUCGAACUGGACUACCAGCAGUACAAACUCGUGCGCGAAGCCCUCCACGAGCGGCGGAUCUUCCUCCAAACCGCGCCUUACCUCUCGCACAUGCUGCCGAUUAUGCUUCCCAUAUACAAGCAUUGGCAGGUGCCGUAUUAUUGGGCGGGGUGUAAGUUGUAUGAUGUGUUGGCGGGGAAGGAGAAUAUGGAGAGUAGUUAUUUUUUGAGUAAGGGCAAGGCGAUGGAGAUUUUCCCGAUGUUGAAGAGUGAGGGGUUGGUUGGUGCUGUGGUUUAUUAUGAUGGCCAACACAACGACUCGCGCAUGAACAUCGCCCUAAUCCUCACCGCCAUCAAACACGGCGCCACAAUCUCCAACUACACUUCUGUGACCUCCUUCACGAAGGACCCCACAACAAACCACCUAACAGGCGCACUCGUAACCGACACCCUCACCUCCACCUCCUUCCCCAUCCGCGCUAGGGGCAUCAUCAACGCCACGGGGCCCUUCACCGACUCCCUCCUCGCCCUCGACAACCCCGCGCACAAACCCAUCGUCCAAGCGUCCUCCGGUAUACAUAUAACCCUGCCGAAUUAUUAUAGCCCGAGGAAGAUGGGGUUGCUGGAUCCCGCUACGAGCGAUGGGAGGGUUAUUUUCUUUUUGCCGUGGGAGGGGAAUACGAUUGCUGGUACGACGGAUACGCCGUGGGGACAGGUUAGAGUGGGUGAAGAACCCAAGGCGAGCGAGGAGGAGAUCCGGUGGGUGCUGGAUGAAGUCCGGAGUUAUCUAGCGCCGGAUAUUAAAGUGCGCAGAGGGGAUGUGUUGAGUGCGUGGAGUGGUUUGCGGCCUCUAGUUCGCAACCCCAAUGUCGACUCUGAUUCUGCUGAUGAUGGAAAUGGAAAGACGGCGGGUCUGGUUCGAAGCCACGUCCUCCACCUCUCGCCCUCGGGUCUCCUCACCAUUGCCGGGGGAAAGUGGACGACCUACAGGAAGAUGGCGGAGGAGACUGUUGAUGAGGCUGUUAGAGUUUUUGGGUUGGAGGGGAGAGUGAGGAGUGGGUGUGUCACGGAGAGGGUGAGGCUUGUUGGGAGUGAUGCGUGGAGUCGGAAUAUGUUUAUUGGGUUGAUUCAGACUUAUGGACUCGAAACGGAGGUUGCGAGACAUCUUUCGGAUAAUUAUGGUGAUCGAGCGUGGACGGUGUGUUCGUUGGCGGAGCCGACGGGCGAGCCGUGGCCUUUGUAUGGGAAGAGAAUUGCGGCUCAGUAUCCAUUCAUCGAAGCCGAAAUCCUCUACGCCAUCCGACACGAGUACGCGCAAACCGCAAUCGACGUCCUCGCCCGUCGUACGCGUCUCUCCUCCCUAAACGCCCGUGCGGCGUUGCAUGCUUUGCCGAGGGUUGUGGAGGUUAUGAGUGAGGAGAUGGGGUGGGAUGGGGAGAGGAGGAGGAGGGAGGUUAGGGAGGGGGUGGAGUUUUUGGAGGGGAGUAUGGGGUUGGUAUUGGGUGGUGGAGGUGGGGUGGGAGGGAAGGAGGGGAAAGAGGAGGUUUUGAAGGAGGUGGUGGAGGAGACGUUGGCGAAAGUUCGAGUUCCGAAGCGUGGAUCGUCGUGGUUGGGCCUGGGUGGGAUUUGGAGUGCGUGGAACACGCCUUCUCCAUCCCCCUCCCCUCCUGGGGGUCUGACGACUCCACCUGGAACUACACCCUCCUCUUCAUCGCCGUCCUCCGCGAUCCACCCAACGCAUGCGUACACCCGUGCCCUCUUUGAACCUGGCGAACUUGCCCUUUUGAAGACCCUGUUCCUGUCGAAGGCUACGAAGGUUCCGGUUUCGGGCAGUUUGAAUCAUGUUAAUAAGAGUUUGUUUGAGGAAGGGAUGGUGGAGAGUGUGCUUGGUGUUGGGGAUGUUUUGGGUGUUUUGAGGGGUGGGUUUGAGGCUCAGUCAAGUCCGUACGCUACUGUCACCCAGAAGGAGUACGAGUAUGUUUUGAAGGAGGCGGGGUUGCAGGGGAGGGAGUGGUUGAAUUUUGAAGAGUUUGUUGAGGUCUGCGGAAACUUGAAGGAAGUAUCAUCUGUUGCGCCGCCUAGCAAGUCGACGCAGAGGAUUCGACGGUUGAGGAUUCCUGUUGAGAAGAGCGGUGGGGGUGUUUAA